AUGAUUUUGAAUAUGUUUCGGAACAAAUUAAUAGCGGUCGUCGCUUUAACAUUAAUAUCCAUUUCGCGGGUCGCGGCUCUCGAGGACUUCAAUGUGACAGAUGAUGAAUCUUUCGAAGUAUUAAAUAAUAAUGGCGAAACUGUGUACAUAACAAAAGAACUGAUGAAGAGACUCACCGAAGAGUCGGAGACGUGGCAUUGGAGGCCCUGGUUGAGGACCAAGACGGAGGUUGUUGGGAACAUAAUACUAGAAAUAGAGAGAACGACAGGUGACUCUAUCGACAGCUUCCCCUCCGGGCUGUUUGAUGAUGAUCAAUUAAGGAAGGGUGCAUUUGUUCUGUACGUAUUGUUUGGCAUUUAUGCUUUCACGUUGUUGGCGUUAGUAUGCAACGACUAUUUCAUUCCUUGUGUUGAAAUGAUUUGCGACGACUUGAAGAUAUCACAGAACGUGGCGGCAGCAACGUUUAUGUCAGUGGCGACAUCUUGUCCAGAAUUCUUUGUGAAUGUAAUAUCAACGUUCCUCACGCAAUCAGACAUGGGUAUUGGUACGAUAGUCGGUUCGGCUAUUUUCAAUGUUUUGGGAGUGGCAGCUAUUGGAAGUCUUGCGGCAGUUUCGCCAAUUGCCAUCGAGCGCGGUCCAGUUACAAGAGACGUUCUCAUUUAUAUGAUCAACGUUGGUGUUUUAGUAGCCAUUGUAUGGGAUGGAUUGGUAGUAUGGUACGAGGCAUUAGUUCUCGGCAUCCUAUACAUAUGCUAUUUCAUCAUAAUGUUCAAUAGUAUGAAACUAUUCACAUUGUUUAACAAAAUCUUCGGCUGUUGCUGUAAGAAGGGACGCUCAGAUUAUAUAGUAAGUGCAGAGGGUAAACCAAUGGAAGAAGGCCUCGAUAACAAAGGGUUCAACAACAAUGAGGAACAAGGAAACAAUAUUUCAACGAAUAACGGGAAAGUUAGCGCUGACGAUAAAGUUGAAAUCAAUGAUGAACCGAAAAACGGUGUUUGGCGAUUCCCUAAAGACAAGUCAGUUGUGUACAAGAUUUGGUGGCUCUACACGUGGCCUCUUAAUCUUAUCCUGACUCUUACUGUGCCUUCUCCUAUUACAUGCAAAAGGUUCUAUCCCUUCGCUUUCGUCAUGUGUAUUGUAUGGAUUGGUGUGAAUUCAUACUUCGUUUCUUGGAGCAUGACUGUUUUAGGUCACACUUUUUUCAUUCCUGAGUCUGUUAUGGGAAUGACAUUCCUAGCUUUUGGUGGCUGUUUACCCGAAGCGUGCUCAAUAUUCAUCAUGUCCAGAAGAGGCGAGGGUGGUAUCGGUGUGUCCAACGCGCUAGGCGCUAACUCCUUGGCAAUAUUGUUCGCACUGGGCUUACCUUGGCUUAUCAAAACGUUAAUGCUUUUAGCCGAGGGAUCUGACACAGCAGUGAAAAUAAAUUCAGCUGGCAUUGACUUCGUAGUCGGUUCGUUGUUGGUCGCAACAUUACUACUAUGGAUAGCUUUAUUUAUAGGAAAAUUUAAGCUUAGGAAAAGUCUUGGUGUAGUGUUGAUGUUCUUAUAUUUAAUAUUUAUAACAUUUGCGAUACUUGUGGAAAUGGGCAUUAUUUUUGAUAGAGAGGUUGCAUUU
This is a messenger RNA of Brenthis ino (lesser marbled fritillary), 1614 nucleotides long. The record is from the annotation of a GenBank genome assembly. NCBI's taxonomy places the organism in Eukaryota, Metazoa, Arthropoda, Insecta, Lepidoptera, Nymphalidae.